UAGGCAUGCAAAACGAAUAAAUAUUUGUACACUACAUUCUGCAUCAGUGAUCUAUUUGUGACCAAUCUAUCAGUGAAUUAUCUCAGUACACGUGUAAAUGAGUGUAACGAUGUUUUAUCGCGAAAACAAAUGAGCAGUGAUAAAAUAAUUUGUAAUAAUCUAGUGUUUUGUUAGUACAACGUAUUUUAAUCGCAAUGAUGAAGAGUACUCUGCCUAAAGACAAGCCUGGCAAGAUGAGAAUCAGGGCUUUUCCAAUGACUAUGGAUGAGAAGUAUGUGGAGAGCAUAUGGAGUUUACUUAAGAAUGCUAUACAAGAAAUACAAAAGAAAAACAAUUCCGGGCUCUCUUUUGAGGAACUGUAUCGUAAUGCAUACACUAUGGUGUUGCAUAAACAUGGAGAAAGACUUUACACAGGAUUAAAGGAAGUUGUAACUCAACAUCUGGAAACUAAGGUCCGGGAAGAUGUUCUUCAUUCUUUACACAAUGGAUUCCUGCAAACCCUCAAUAAUGCUUUUACUGAUCACCAAACUAGUAUGGUGAUGAUUCGUGACAUACUGAUGUAUAUGGACAGAGUUUAUGUUCAACAAAAUGAAGUAGACAAUGUAUACAACUUGGGACUCAUCAUAUUCAGAGAUCAGGUUGUCCGUUAUGGAUGUAUUCGAGACCAUCUACGUCAGACUCUACUGGAGCUGGUGGCUCGCGAGCGUCGCGGCGAAGUAGUGGAUCGGCUCGCCAUCCGCAACGCUUGUCAAAUGCUCAUGGUACUCGGUAUUAAUUCGCGAGCAGUGUAUGAAGAAGAUUGAAAACCCUUCCUGCAUCAGUCUUCAGAGUUUUAUAGAAUGGAAUCUCAAAAGUUCCUGGCGGAGAACAGUGCGGCGGUGUACAUCAACCGUGUGGAGGCGCGCAUCGCUGAAGAGGCGGAGCGUGCGCGCCACUACCUGGACGAGUCUACCGAGCCGCGCGUCGUCGCCGUGCUCGAGCACGAGCUCAUCGAGCGGCACAUGAAGACCAUCGUCGAGAUGGAGAACUCUGGCGUGGUGCACAUGCUGACGCACACGCGCACGACGGAGCUGGCGUGCGUGUACAAGCUGCUGUCGCGCGUGGCGGAGGGGCUGCGCACGGUGGCGGACGCGGUGUCCGCGCACCUGCGCGAGCAGGGCCGCGCGCUCGUCACCGACGACUCGCACAGCACCAACGCCAUCGCUUACGUGCAGAAUCUACUUGAUCUUAAAGACAGAUUUGAUCAUUUCCUGCAAAAUUCUUUCAACAACGACAAGAUUUUCAAGCACAUGAUUGCAUCAGAUUUUGAAUACUUUCUUAACUUAAAUAAUAAGUCUCCAGAAUUCUUGUCUUUAUUUAUUGAUGGAAAACUGAAGAAAGGCGAAAAAGGCAUGAGUGAGCAGGAAAUCGAAGCGGUAUUAGACAAGACUAUGGUGCUGUUCCGUUUCCUGCAAGAGAAGGACGUGUUCGAACGCUAUUACAAACAGCACCUCGCCAAGCGACUCCUGCUCAACAAAUCGGUCUCCGAUGACAGUGAAAAGAAUAUGAUCUCCAAACUUAAGACUGAGUGUGGUUGUCAGUUCACAUCGAAGUUGGAAGGCAUGUUCAAAGACAUGACAGUCUCGAACACAAUCAUGGAAGAGUUCAAGGAACAUGUACUGUCAGCUGGGACCAAUCUUCACGGCGUGGAUUUAUCUGUACGUGUCCUGACAACCGGAUUCUGGCCGACACAAAGUGCAACACCCAAAUGCAAUAUACCUACCGCCCCGAGAAAUGCGUUUGACGUUUUUAGAAGUUUCUACCUGGCGAAGCACUCGGGGCGGCAGUUGUCGCUGCAGCCGCAGCUGGGCAGCGCCGACCUGCACGCCACGUUCCGCGGCGGCGCGCCGGGGCCGGCGGCGGGCGGCGCGGCGAGCGGCUCGGCGAACGGCUCGGCGAACGGCUCGGCGGGCCCCGGCUCGCCGCCGCACUCCCCCGCCGCGCCCGCCGCCGCCGCCGCGCCGCGCCGGCACAUCAUACAGGUCUCCACCUUCCAGAUGUGCGUGCUGCUGCUCUUCAACAAGCGCGAACGACUCACCUACGAGGAAAUACUGAACGAGACUGAUAUACCUGAAAAAGAUCUGGUUCGCGCACUGCAGUCGUUGGCCAUGGGUAAACCCACUCAGCGAGUACUGAUAAAACAACCUAAGACUAAGGAAAUUGAACCUUCACACGUGUUCUAUGUUAAUGAUGCUUUCACAUCAAAACUACAUAGGGUUAAGAUUCAGACUGUAGCAGCUAAAGGCGAGUCGGAGCCUGAACGACGUGAAACUCGCAACAAAGUGGACGAAGAUCGAAAGCACGAGAUAGAAGCCGCCAUCGUGCGCAUUAUGAAAGCUCGAAAGAAAAUGGCUCACACGCUGCUGGUGGCGGAGGUGACGGAGCAGCUGCGGGCGCGGUUCCUGCCGUCGCCGGUGGUGAUCAAGAAGCGCAUCGAGGGCCUCAUCGAGCGCGAGUACCUCGCGCGCACGCCCGACGACCGCAAGGUCUACACUUACGUCGCAUAGGCUAUAACACACACUCAAGAUUGUUAAGUCCUUGAAGGGGAUGCCAAGUUAGAAGUGAUAGAAGUAACAAAGUAUUUAAAUUAUUUCAAAAUAAAAUUAUUAGUUAUUAUCAAA
Manduca sexta (tobacco hornworm) is the source of this 2660-nucleotide messenger RNA. It is a transcript of the gene Cul3, whose product is annotated as cullin-3. Gene Ontology annotation, biological process: ubiquitin-dependent protein catabolic process; protein ubiquitination. The record is from RefSeq and is a predicted model, not a curated record. Gene Ontology annotation, molecular function: ubiquitin protein ligase binding. Gene Ontology annotation, cellular component: Cul3-RING ubiquitin ligase complex. Lineage: Eukaryota; Metazoa; Arthropoda; Insecta; Lepidoptera; Sphingidae.